Molecule: messenger RNA, 1245 nt
Organism: Cydia splendana
Lineage: Eukaryota; Metazoa; Arthropoda; Insecta; Lepidoptera; Tortricidae
Product: esterase FE4-like
Exons: 2
Molecular function (GO): serine hydrolase activity
Source: RefSeq, a predicted model, not a curated record
UUACAGAACGAGCCGAUAGUGACAGUGAAGCAAGGGAAGCUACAGGGUGCUACAGACACGCUGUAUGAUGGAACAACUUACUACAGUUUCAAGGGCAUCCCGUAUGCCCAGCCACCAGUGGGGCAGCUGAGGUUCAGGGCUCCACUGCCGCCUCAAUCCUGGAAAGAUAUGUUACGCAAAGCGACCGAAUAUGGUUCCAUCUGCAUGCAAACAGGCUCCGUCUUCCAAGGCAGCGAAAACUGCUUGUUCCUCAACGUCUUCACGAAAUCCCUCCAUUGUCGCACUCCUGUCAUGGUCUACAUCCACGGAGGAUCCUACAUAUCUGGAUCUGGAAACGAGUUCGGACCAAAGUUUCUCGUUAAACAGGAUGUUGUCCUGGUCACUUUGAACUACAGACUUGAAGUGCUUGGAUUCUUAAGUGUGGGAACUCCUAAGGUUCCUGGCAAUGCGGGUAUGAAGGACCAAGUCGCUGCGUUGAAGUGGAUAAAGGAGAAUAUUGCAAAAUUUGGAGGAGAUCCCGAUAAUGUUACAAUUUUUGGGGAGAGUGCCGGGGCUUGCUCAGUGACGCAUCAUAUCUUGUCGCCGAUGACUAGAGGACUAUUUCAUAAAGUUAUCGCUCAAAGUGGUACUAGUGUCCAUGAUUGGGCGAUAGGUGAAGGCAGCAAGAGCAGGGCAUUCAGAGUUGGGAAAUAUUUAGGAAGAGACACGAAUAAUACCACUGAGCUGCUUGAGUUUUUAAGAUCUCUACCAGCAGCGAACCUAACUAACUUGACAAUUGCUACGAGUACGGACGAUGAGAUGUAUAGAGGAAUCUCUGCGCGAUUUUUGCCAGUUGUCGAAAAGAAAUUUUAUAAUGUCGAAGCGUUUCUAAAUGAAUAUCCUUUGGAUACACUUCAGUCGAAAAUAAUUCGUAAAGUUCCAUUGAUAUUAGGAUAUAACUCCGCUGAAGCCAUUUUGGCUAUUCAAGGUAGAUUAGGAAACUUAGACAUUUACAAUAACAAUCCCUCCUACGACGUGCCUAGAGAAAUCGCUGAGAAACUAACUCAAGAGAAAAUGAAUGAUAUGGGUAAAAGGAUUAGAAAAUUCUAUAUUGGUGACAGAGAGUACACAAAAGAUGAUUAUAAGGUGAUUGUCACGAUGUUAUCUGACUUGUAUGUAGUGUAUAACACGCACAGAUUUGCCUACUUGUAUUCUAAAUACAACAGUCCCAUCUAUAUGUACAGGUUCAGUUUCGACACUGACCUG